AUGGCUUCUCUCAAUUUCCUGCUUCUAGCGCUGGUUUUAGUGGCAUGCAGCGCCGCCGUCCCAUGGGCUGCGCGGCCGCUGAACACGGAGUCGUCGUCGAUUCCGCCGCUGGCCUCUCGAUUAAUGCAGCUGGACAAUAACUAUAACUCUUCCUCCGACGACAACAACAGCUACUGUUGGGACUCCUUGUUUGAACUCCACUCCUGCAUCGGCGAGGUAAUCCUUUUCUUCCUCAACGGCGAGACCUAUCUAGGCCCCACUUGCUGCCGCGCCAUCCACACCGUCCAGCUUCAUUGCUUGCCUUCCAUGAUCGAUUCCCUCGGCUUCACCCCCCAAGAGAGCGACAUCCUCCGCGGCUACUGCGAUGCUUCUCUCUCCGGCCACCUUCACCCACCUCCUCCCCUACCGGAGACCUUCAAGCCCGACGUCGAUGUUACCCAGAACUUGCUCUCGUAG
This is a messenger RNA of Malania oleifera, 456 nucleotides long. RefSeq names its product egg cell-secreted protein 1.3-like. The record is from RefSeq and is a predicted model, not a curated record. The transcript has a single exon. Bases 1 to 456 code for a protein of 151 amino acids. Gene Ontology annotation, biological process: double fertilization forming a zygote and endosperm. Lineage: Eukaryota; Viridiplantae; Streptophyta; Magnoliopsida; Santalales; Ximeniaceae.